This is a messenger RNA of Daphnia pulex (common water flea), 842 nucleotides long. RefSeq names its product ubiquitin carboxyl-terminal hydrolase 36-like. The record is from RefSeq and is a predicted model, not a curated record. The transcript is spliced from 4 exons. NCBI's taxonomy places the organism in Eukaryota, Metazoa, Arthropoda, Branchiopoda, Diplostraca, Daphniidae. Bases 81 to 689 code for a protein of 202 amino acids.
GGCACAGUCACUGUCAAAUGCUCAUUCAAACUGAACUGUUUUAAACUAUCUUCACCAACUCACUGUUCAGAUUUUCCAGUAUGCAGUUCCUUAUCCUCGCUGCUUUGUUGGCUGUAUCUGCCGCGUCCUAUAAUAAUAAUAAAGCGCCGGUUAACUUUGGUUCAUUGGCUUACUCCAACCGAGCCACUUCUGAACCCAAUUAUCACACAUCAGUUAACUCGGUUAACUCCGAACCGGUUUAUUCCACACCGGCUACCCCCGUCCUAACUUAUUCUGCGCAAAAGGCUGACAAGGUUUCGCCUGUCUCUGCAGCCUACGCCUUUCAGACUGCUAAAGCCUAUGCAAAUGAAGACGAAGAAGAACACGACGAAGAGGAUGAAGAUGAUGACGAUGAGGAAACUGAGAGUAAAAAUGAAUCAGAAUCUUCCGAUGGCAAAAAGAUCAAGGAUUCCGGCGAUAGAAAUGUAUACGCUACUUCGACCGUCGGUGGUGGUGAAUAUGAGCAUACAACUACUGCCAGCACUCACGUUAUUACCUCGGCUUACAAGGAGCCUGAGUACAGCACAACGUCCAUCCCCGUCGUGGUUGUCUCUACUCCGGCCUAUCAAAUUCCACCUACCACUGCCGUUCCGGUUUACGUAGCUGAAAAGAAAAUCUUGCCUUAUUGGCUGCGCCCGGGUUAUACCUAGAGUUAAUUUAGCGAAGAAAAAGUUUACAUAUUUUUUUCAAGAACACGCUAAAUUUCCUACGGCCAUACUAAUAUUGUGCUACUUAUUAUGUGUAAUAUUCCUACUAUAUGAAAAAGAUAUCAGUUUUGCUAAAAAUAAAGAAUAUUAUCCUGA